Molecule: messenger RNA, 333 nt
Organism: Caenorhabditis remanei
Lineage: Eukaryota; Metazoa; Nematoda; Chromadorea; Rhabditida; Rhabditidae
Exons: 2
Coding region: 1-333 (110 amino acids)
Source: RefSeq, a predicted model, not a curated record
AUGAGCAAUCCUGCUGCUCCGGAUGUCCCGGACGAUAAAGGCGAGGUCAAUUCGAGUUCAACAGUGGCUCUUGUACCACCACCAAGAAAAAAGAGAAUUCUGAUUCCGGAACAGUCGUCCGCACCACCACCGCCACCACCGGCACAAGCUGAUAGCUCGGAGGUGAAACCAGGUGCAGUUGGUCGUGUUCAAUGUGGGUCCUGUGCUAGAGUUCAACGUCGUCCGAGACCAUCCGUUCCACCGCCGGCACCACCAACUCCAGUCGCAGAUUUGACUCCAACCGAAGGGUCUUUGUUCACCACUGCUUCUUCUUCUUCUGGACCGAAAAUCUGA